CGUUAUGUUCGUUGCGGCUUGUUUUUCAAUUCACCGGAAAAACUACACCAAAACACCCUUCUUCCAUUUUACAUAAGUAGACCACCAUCCCUUAAAAAAUAAUCAUCAUUCCCAAUUCUGUUGCAGCGAGACGGUUGGAAGUGUGGUUGUUGAUUCUUUCGUUCAGGAGGUUGUUUGUCUUUUGGCAUGGAAAUGGAGAUGGACAUUAAUGACAUUGAUAUGGAUGAAGAAGUCACCGAUCCUACGAAGAUAAAGAUUUUGAAGCAAAUUAAGUCCCUGCAUGGUCUACAGCAUCGUCAUCCUCGAGGGAUCUUCACCGCCCCCUUUUCUUGUCAUGUGAUUGAAAGUAAAAUCAGGGAUGGAACAAUGCUUAUAAUGGGCCAUCCUAUCAUGAAAGCUACAGUCUCUCCAUCUUUGAUCCCGAUUAAAACAUUUUCUGAGUCUGAAAAGUCAAACUUUAAGAAGAUUUUUGAAAAGUCUUCACGUUCUGGUAUGCAUCCAAUGCCAGAUGUCUCAGUGGAUCGUUUUAAGGUUGCUGAUAUAAACAGUAGCCCAGUUGCAACACUUGAUGAUGAAGUUGUUUUGAGAAGGUAUGAAAACUUCAAGAAGUUUGAUUUUGCCGUGGACCAUUCGGAUCAUCUUUUUUCAGCAUACCCUUCUGUAUAUCAGCAGCCAAACUGGCUUAAGAGGAUCAAGCAAGAUCGUAAAAUUCUGGAGGAACACUUGCCUGAUACCAUAUUUGUAAGGGCUUAUGAAUCGAGGAUGGAUCUUUUGAGAGCUGUAAUAAUCGGACUAGAGGGAACUCCUUAUCAAGAUGGUCUCUUUGUCUUUGAUCUGUUGAUUCCAGAGUGUUAUCCUAAUGGUCCACCUCUUGUGCGCUAUCACUCUUGUGGUAUUAAUCCAGUUAUUAAUAACUUUGCUGAUGUUGACUGGAGUGUUUUCAAGAUGUCUGGCAGUAAAGAAACGUUAUGGGGGCCUAGCAUGAAUGUUCUCCACCUUCUGGUCUUCAUACAGCAUCUGAUUUUGCACUCAAAGCCUUACUAUAACAAAUUCAUAUAUGCACAUUAUAAAAACUCUGUGUUCGGAGAAUGGUCAGCCUUAUUAUACAAUGAGAAUACCAUUAUUAAAUCACUCAAAACUAUGGUGAAUACCAUGUACAACCCACCCAAGAACUUUGAGGAUUUGGUAGUUGGGCAUUUUCGCAAGAGUGUAUGUGACAUCCUGAUGGCAUGUGAAGCAUAUAUGGAAGGUCUGCUAGUUGGGUGUCUUGUCACUGAUUACUCUGAGCCCUGCUCAGUCAAGUUCAAGAAUGAUGUGGCUUCAUGCAUCAAGCCCCUUAUAGACGCAUUUAAGAAAAUCGGAGCGAAUGAGGCUCAAGAAUUCCAUUAUCUUAUAGAGGCUUCUAAGAAUAUCAGACCAAAAGAAUCUCAAGGAUUCCAUCAUCUUGUUAACCUUAAGAAGGCCAUCCAUGUCACAGUGAACAAAAAGAGGAAAAUGUUGCAGGACAUAAAAAACUGUGAGUUUCUGCCAUGGAAUAUCUUUGCCCGCAGGGAUGGUGUGGUGACUAAGGUUCUAAUCAAGUGUCCAACGUGGGUCGAAAAAGGGCAACCUUUGUAUGUCUAUGAUGUAGUGAGACCAGAGAACUUGGUGUUUCUAGAAGUAUCAGCUUUUGAAAAGAUUGCGGACGCAAACCAUAUUUUUUCCAUGAAAAAUUUGUUAGUGGACCCGGAUGAUACUGAAACUUCAAGAAGUUUGGAGAGGCCCCAUCGUGAAGAUGUAAAUAAAUGGUAUUAUAACUUCAAGAAGUUUGAGUUUGUAUCGGACCACAUGAAUCAUUUUUUUUCAGCACACAACUGUGCUAUGAACCAACCGCCAAGCGACUGGGCCAACAAGAUACGUGAGGAGUGGAGGAUUCUCGAGGAAAGCUUGCCAGAUACUAUACUUGUCAGGGUUUAUAAAUCGAGGAUGGAUCUCUUAAGAGCUGUUAUUAUUGGACGAGAAGGGACUCCUUAUUAUGGCGGUCUCUUCUUUUUUGAUUUGUGUUUCCCAAGCAACUAUCCCGAUAGUCCACCUCUCGUGCACUAUCACUCUGGUGGUCUUGAUAUCAAUCCAAACCUGUCCAAGUGUGGUAAGGUUCGACUGAGCCUUCCGAAAACAAGCGGCGGCCAGGAGACUAUUUGGGUGUCUGGCACUUCGACUAUGCUCCAACUUCUGACAUCCAUACAGACCCGGAUCUUAAAUGCAGAACCUUUAUUUAAUGAUCUUAAAUAUGCAAUUAUGAGUGGCUCUAAUUAUGGACAAAUCUUAUCGUUACGAUACAACGAGAAUAUAAUUAUAAAAUCACUUAAAACAAUGGUGCAUAUUAUGAACAAACCACCCCAGAACUUUGGGGAAUUUAUUCCUGGGCAUUUUUUCAAACAUGCACCUGAUAUCCGAAGGAUGAUAUUCUACAAGAACAAGUACUCAGUCAUGUACAAGAGAGAUUUAAUUCUCAUUUUCCAGUCUCUUAUGGAUGCCUUAUGGAAGAUGGGGGCACUUAAAAGUCAGUUCCAGUUUCCGGAAGGAACGAAGUUGUCAGAAGUAUUUCGUUUUUUAAUUUGAGCUAUUGGUCGUCAUUGGUGAAAAAUGUCACAAUUUUACUGCUACAUUUCACCUUGGAUGGACAGAUAUUUAAAAGUGUAGGUAGUUUAUUGUAAUCAGGCAAUAUUUUAAAUAAAUAAAAGUAAAUAAGUUAACAUUUGCAA
This is a messenger RNA of Erigeron canadensis, 2744 nucleotides long. RefSeq lists its product as uncharacterized. NCBI's taxonomy places the organism in Eukaryota, Viridiplantae, Streptophyta, Magnoliopsida, Asterales, Asteraceae. The coding region runs from base 187 to 2601 and encodes 804 amino acids. The record is from RefSeq and is a predicted model, not a curated record. The transcript has 13 exons. Gene Ontology annotation, molecular function: ubiquitin conjugating enzyme activity.